Messenger RNA from Impatiens glandulifera, 1972 nucleotides. Its product is annotated as ruBisCO large subunit-binding protein subunit alpha-like. Gene Ontology annotation, biological process: protein refolding. Gene Ontology annotation, molecular function: ATP binding; ATP-dependent protein folding chaperone. NCBI's taxonomy places the organism in Eukaryota, Viridiplantae, Streptophyta, Magnoliopsida, Ericales, Balsaminaceae. The coding region runs from base 102 to 1877 and encodes 591 amino acids. The record is from RefSeq and is a predicted model, not a curated record. The transcript is spliced from 8 exons.
ACCUUAAACCCUAACUUUCCAAUUCCAAACCUUAGCUGCAGCAGCCUUCAGUCUCUGCUCAUUCUUAUCCCCGCGCUCUCGUAGUCGUAACCUAAUCGGAAAUGGCGUCUGCAAAUGCAAUCUCUACCGCGUCUAUACUUUCUUCUACGAAACAGGGUAGUUUGAGGAAGAAUGCAAUGUUGAACAGAAUGCCGGGUCAGAAACUCAAUUUCAAGAGAUUUCCGGCCCCAGCAGGCGGAUUAGUGGUGCGAGCUUCUGCGAAGGAGAUUGCUUUCGACCAGGCCUCUCGGUCUGCCUUACAGGCUGGUAUCGACAAGCUUGCAGAUGCUGUCGGCCUUACUCUUGGUCCCAGAGGGAGGAAUGUGGUCUUGGAUGAAUUUGGAACCCCGAAGGUGGUUAAUGAUGGGGUGACAAUUGCUAGAGCGAUUGAGUUAGCUGAUGCAACGGAGAACGCUGGUGCAGCAUUGAUUAGAGAGGUCGCAAGCAAAACUAACGAUUCGGCUGGUGAUGGAACAACUACCGCAUCAGUACUUGCAAGAGAAAUCAUUAAAUUGGGCUUGCUAAGUGUAACCUCUGGUGCAAAUCCAGUUUCAAUAAAGAAAGGGAUUGACAAGACUGUACAAGGGUUGGUGGAAGAGCUGGAGAAAAAAGCCAGACCUGUUAAAGGACGUGAUGAUAUUCAAGCCAUUGCUUCCAUCUCUGCCGGAAAUGAUGAGAGCAUUGGGUCCAUGAUUGCUGAUGCCAUUGACAAGGUUGGACCUGAUGGCGUCCUUUCAAUUGAUUCGUCUUCAUCCUUUGAAACAACAGUUGAUGUUGAAGAAGGAAUGGAGAUUGACAGGGGUUAUAUCUCACCACAAUUUGUGACUAAUCCGGAGAAAUUAAUUGUCGAGUUUGAGAAUGCUAGAGUGUUAGUCACAGAUCAGAAGAUCACUUCCAUUAAAGAUAUACUUCCUCUACUUGAGAAGACCACCCAAUUACGAUCUCCCUUGCUAAUCAUUGCUGAAGAUGUCUCUGGGGAGGCUUUGGCUACACUUGUUGUGAAUAAGCUUAGAGGUAUUCUAAAUGUCGCUGCCAUCAAAGCACCUGGUUUCGGUGAGAGGAGAAAAGCUCUCCUACAAGAUAUUGCUAUUGUGACAGGAGCUGAAUAUCAAGCUAGUGAUUUGGGUUUCUUAAUUGAGAAUACAUCGGUGGAGCAACUGGGUGUGGCAAGAAAGGUGACGAUCACGAAAGACUCCACAACCAUCAUUGCUGAUGCAGCAACCAAGGAUGAAAUACAGUCCAGGGUUGCCCAGAUAAAAAGGGAGCUGUCUGAAACAGACUCCAUAUAUGAUUCCACGAAACUAUCAGAAAGAAUUGCUAAAUUAUCUGGAGGAGUUGCCGUCAUAAAGGUUGGGGCUGCAACUGAAGCUGAACUUGAGGACCGUAAACUUCGAAUAGAGGAUGCUAAGAAUGCCACUUUCGCUGCUAUUGAGGAAGGAAUUGUUCCUGGUGGCGGUGCUGCUUUAGUUCAUCUCUCAACUUACGUAUCUGCCAUUAGAGACAAGCUCGAUGAUGCAGAAGAAAGACUAGGUGCUGAUAUUGUGCAGAAGGCAUUGGUGGCACCCGCAUCGUUGAUAGCACAAAAUGCAGGAGUUGAAGGAGAGGUUGUGGUCGAGAAGAUCAAGGACAGCGAGUGGGAAAUAGGGUAUAACGCAAUGAGGGACAAGUACGAGAAUCUUGUAGAAGCUGGAGUUAUUGACCCGGCUAAGGUAACUAGAUGCGCAUUGCAGAAUGCUGCUUCAGUGGCUGGAAUGGUACUGACCACUCAAGCCAUUGUUGUGGAGAAAGCAAAGCCUAAGGCUUCUUCUGUAGGCUCUCCACAAGGCCUUACUGUUUAAAUUUAAUUAAUCCACUUGAGGAAUUUUUAAAAUAAAUUUGUAUUUGUGAUCUAGAUAUUAUUAUUAUUAUUGUCAUAUUAUUUUUUAGAAACAUA